This is a messenger RNA of Kwoniella shivajii, 1272 nucleotides long. RefSeq lists its product as uncharacterized. The record is from RefSeq and is a predicted model, not a curated record. Lineage: Eukaryota; Fungi; Basidiomycota; Tremellomycetes; Tremellales; Cryptococcaceae. The transcript has 5 exons. Bases 1 to 1272 code for a protein of 423 amino acids.
AUGCACACAUCAGUUCUGUUAGCCUUACUUCCUCUAUUGGCCCUUCAAUCGUUGGCUGCACCUCAAAGGGGUUUACCAUUACCAGCAAUUUUGCGUCGACAAGAACAAGCGCAACAAGUAGGAGCAUUAGAUCUUCCUCCUUCACUUAACACUGCCUCUCCAACUAUAGACCCAAGUAUUGAUCAAUCGGCCUCAGCUACUGUAGCCGAUAUAGAUGACGAAUUCGAUCUAGGUCCGACUGCUAUGCCUACUUUAUGGGAAAUCAAUACUGUUCCACAAACUCUUCUCGCUCAAAACCAAAACCAAAACCAUGAUCAAGCUCAACCUACUAUCACACCUUCUCCUACUGGUUUAUCAAUUAUGGAUCCAAGUGAAGAUGUAAUGUAUGACUCGAUCAAUCAACCUUCUCCAACUCCGACUCCUAUCCCUGCUCCCACUGAGGAUAUGGCUUUGGACAUGACAGCUGCAAUCACAGAAGCUGCUAUGACUUCGAUAGCUGCUGUCAGUACUUCUUACGCAGAUCCAUCCAGUACUAUGUCCUCAAGCGCUACUGUCUCUACUUCGUACAUGAGUCAGUCGGCUAUCCCAACUCCGACUUCAAACUCAAUGAGUGGAUCAUCCAUUUCUCAUCCUUCGAUCACCUCCUUUGUACCUUCGUCAACCACACUUGCCUCGAUAAAUAUGAGUACAAGUACCAGUGCAGGUGCACCAAGUAUGACAGUCAAAGCUGCCUCAAGCGAAGAGCCAUCGUCCUCAUCUGAUAGUGAUGAUGAACAUUCGAACUCACAUCCGAAAGGAAAGAAAAUCCGAUAUAAGCAUUGUUCAGAUAUUCACGGUACAGUGACUGAUAUCAGAGUUGAACCCUGUCAAGGAGGUAAAGGAACUAUUUUAGAUCCUUGUCAAUUCCACGCUGGAAAUAAUUACACUAUAACGCUUUCGUAUGUUUCACCGGACAAUUCGACUUCCCCAAGAACCAAUUUAGUCGCUAGAGAUAAAUCAGCGAGCAAAGAUGAAUACUUCCCUUAUCCAGGUCAAUCAUUUGACGCUUGUCAAUAUACUUCAUGUCCUGUUCAGAACCAAGAGGUUCAAACUUAUACAUACGAAUUUGUGACUCUGAAUAAUCGAUUUGAUCAACUCACAUUUAACAUGACUGAUGGAUUAGAUGGUGAAUCUCUCAUGUGUGCUUAUUUCCCUAUAACCUUUAUGCCAAAUUUAGCUGGUAGAAGCGUCAAGAGGAAUUUACCUUUUGCGGGUCUAGGUGCUCGGUGGUAA